Molecule: messenger RNA, 986 nt
Organism: Malaya genurostris
Lineage: Eukaryota; Metazoa; Arthropoda; Insecta; Diptera; Culicidae
Product: apolipoprotein D-like
Exons: 4
Coding region: 129-842 (237 amino acids)
Molecular function (GO): pigment binding
Source: RefSeq, a predicted model, not a curated record
AUUCGACGCUGUCAGCAAAAGUACGAUCGUCACACGCUGCCGAACUGUGAUUCGCUUCCAUACAAAACAAAAGGUCACGUUUUUAUUAUCACCGAAAAUAGUAUUAGAUCCACUAGUGGGCGUCCAAAAUGCCGCGAUCGGUGAUAACAACGGCUCUGUUACUUCUGGGACCAGUUUCCAUGGUAACGGCAGUCAUCUACGAAAAGAACUGCUUGCAUUUCGACGAAGCAUACAACUUCAGAGAGGAUCGGUACACCGGUAAGUGGUAUGAGGUCCGUCGUCUGGCCGACCCGGAGGUAUCCGAGCAGUUAGAUUGCGUGCAGGAAAAGUAUACCCGUUCCAGCAACAUGCUUGAUUUUGACAUUAUUCGCUCGAUCCAGAAAACCGCUGCCGGUGAUCCGAUAUACACUACCGGAGUAGCAAGUCCUCGUACGUACGAAAACUCCAAGGUGCCACAAUUCUACUUGCGAUACAAUACGACCAGCCCCGCUGAUCCAGAUAUACAGGUAGACAUCGUACAAACCGAUUAUUUAAACUUUGCCAUAGAGUACUCUUGUAACAGUAUCAACUCAACUACUGUAUCAGAAUCCGCUCGGGUCCUGUCUCGCCGCCGUUCGAUGCCGAAACAUGCGGUCGAUAUAAUCAACAAAUUUGUGGUAGCUAACUUCAAACAUCCACAACAUAAAUGGCGUGUGACAGAACAGUCGGAUGGCUUCUGUAAGCCGACCAUCAUUAUCAACAGCGGAACAUCCGGUGGGACUCGUCAUGGUCCGGCUUGGCAAAGUAUAGCGAUUCUCUUUGUAAUUUUGGCGAUGUCGAUCCUACGAUCGGAGUUAAAGUGAUAGAUCAAGAGAACUAUUAAUUUAAGAACUAUCGUUUGGUCUGUUUUUAUCAAAUAAAGCUUAUCUGUAGAUGUAAUGUAACAGUGCUGUAUAUGGAAAAAUAAUAAACUUAAAUUGUACAUGUUCAUGUACGAGUUUAUAGAA